This is a messenger RNA of Anarrhichthys ocellatus (wolf-eel), 1524 nucleotides long. RefSeq names its product G protein-coupled receptor 6 (gene gpr6). Gene Ontology annotation, biological process: G protein-coupled receptor signaling pathway. The record is from RefSeq and is a predicted model, not a curated record. The transcript has 2 exons. Bases 316 to 1326 code for a protein of 336 amino acids. Gene Ontology annotation, cellular component: membrane. Gene Ontology annotation, molecular function: G protein-coupled receptor activity. NCBI's taxonomy places the organism in Eukaryota, Metazoa, Chordata, Actinopteri, Perciformes, Anarhichadidae.
CGUGUCUGGUCGCUCCCCUCUCGUCCUCCAUGCUCCGUCCUCCUCACUCACACCUUUCUCCUCGAGCUGAACACCGGCCAAUGCUUCACAGCAGCCCUGCCCUGGGUGUCUGUCCCAUGCGUGGGAAGCACAACAAAAUCAAGGGCUUCACUUGAGAGCGUCCAGAGGAGCGACAGAAAGGGUUGCAGUCCUUUUGCAUCCUCUUCACUUUGAAUUUGUUUGACACUUACCCAUCGGACGAGGGGCUCCAAUUUCAGAGAAAAUCUCAGCGCAUAACGUUUUGAACACGGAGGACAAAAAGACGACAGCGUGGAGAUGAUGAACGAGUCUCUGGUGGUGAACGACUCCUUUGCGACUCCUGCGGCUGGAGAAUCUCUCCCAUGGAUGGAGGCUGAUUCUUCGGAGCACAACGGCAGUCUGGAGUUCUCCACCACCCCGUUAGAUUCGCCCAUCAACCCGUGGGACAUUAUGCUUUGCAUGUCAGGCACCGUCAUCGCCUGUGAGAACGCCAUAGUUGUAGCAAUCAUCUUCUACACGCCGACACUAAGGACUCCCAUGUUUGUGCUGAUUGGGAGCCUGGCCACAGCAGAUCUGCUGGCCGGCAUGGGACUAAUCCUGAACUUCGUGUUUCAGUAUGUGAUCUCCUCUGAGACUAUCAGCCUUAUCACUGUAGGCUUCCUGGUGGCCUCCUUCACUGCGUCCAUCAGCAGCCUUUUGGCCAUAACAGUGGACCGUUAUUUCUCCCUCUACAACGCCCUGACAUACUUCUCAGAGAAGACACUGCAGUACGUACAUCUGAUGUUACUGGGAACCUGGGGGGUGUCUCUGUUUCUGGGCUUGCUGCCAGUGCUCGGCUGGAACUGCUUGGACGAUCCGGCCUCCUGCAGCAUCGUUCGCCCUUUGACACGGAGCAACGUCACGCUACUGGCCACCUCCUUCUUCAUCAUCUUUGUGCUCAUGCUGACGCUCUACUUCAAGAUUUGCAAGAUUGUGUGCCACCACGCCCACCAAAUCGCCCUCCAGCAGCACUUUUUUGCCACGUCGCAUUACGUCGCUACUAAGAAGGGGGUCUCCACUCUGGCCAUCAUCUUGGGGACAUUUGGUGCCAGCUGGCUGCCCUUCGCAAUCUACUGCCUGGUAGGCGAGAGGGAGUAUCCAUCAGUGUACACCUAUGCUACGCUGCUGCCAGCCACCUACAACUCCAUGAUUAACCCCAUCAUCUACGCCUUUAGGAACACAGAGAUCCAGCGCUCCCUCCAUGUGCUUCUCUGCGGCUGCUUUCAGUCCAACAAGGCCUACCGUUCCAGAUCACCAAGUGAGGUCUAAACAGGUGCUAGGGCUCUUUUUGUGUGAGUGUAUGUGUGUGUAUGUGUGUGAAAAAAGACGGAGCAAAAAGACAAAUCACUCUGUGACCAUUGACAAUCUGCUUACAGUUGACAGUGAAUGCUUUUGGGGGCGACCGUGGGUUAAGAGGGUUGUCUGGGAACCGGAAGGUCAACGGUUUGAUCCUCGACUGGGACGUGU